This is a messenger RNA of Monoraphidium neglectum, 477 nucleotides long. RefSeq lists its product as hypothetical. The record is from RefSeq and is a predicted model, not a curated record. The transcript is spliced from 5 exons. The coding region runs from base 1 to 477 and encodes 158 amino acids. Lineage: Eukaryota; Viridiplantae; Chlorophyta; Chlorophyceae; Sphaeropleales; Selenastraceae.
AUGCUGUUCUGUGCCAAGUCCGUCCUCGCGUGCGCCGGCAUCCGCAGCGGCGCCGCUGCGCUCCAGAGCCAGAUUACCGCCCCUUCAGCGCUGUCUGCCGCUCGCCACUCGGUCCGCGCAAUGGGGCACGGCAGCCAUUCAAGCCCCGAGACACUGUCAAAGGAGAAGCAGCGCAACCUCCAGGGCAAGGUGCCAGAGGUGGUCCCUGGUGCCCCCGGCUGGAACCCGGGGCUGGCCAGCGAGUCAGAGGCGGUGGUUAAGGCGGACAGGGCGCCCUCCAUGUCGCUCGAGGAUCUGCAGACCCACAGCAUCCAGGCGCUGCACAAUCUGGCGGCCCACCACCCAGACGCAGCUGAGGAGGGCCACCCGCACGCCAAGGAUGGCCCCGCGCCCGGCUCGCACGACCCCAGCGGGGCGCCCGCCAUUAAGCAGAACUUGGAUUACGAUAAGACGCGCAAGGGGGAGAUGCCGCACUAG